AUGGAGCUGCAGGAUGAUCUCGACCUGUUCUGGAUUGCUAAAGAGGGUCUCAAAGCACCCCUGCCAGAGAAUUGGAAGCCAUGCAAGACCGUGGACACUGACGAGAUUUACUACUUCAAUUUCGCCACGGGUGGGGCACUGUCGUCUUCCAACCACUCAAUGUGUAGAUUGUGGUAG
Molecule: messenger RNA, 177 nt
Organism: Ectocarpus siliculosus
Lineage: Eukaryota; Phaeophyceae; Ectocarpales; Ectocarpaceae
Source: the annotation of a GenBank genome assembly